Molecule: messenger RNA, 961 nt
Organism: Fomitiporia mediterranea MF3/22
Lineage: Eukaryota; Fungi; Basidiomycota; Agaricomycetes; Hymenochaetales; Hymenochaetaceae
Product: ClpP/crotonase
Exons: 7
Coding region: 1-855 (284 amino acids)
Biological process (GO): fatty acid beta-oxidation
Cellular component (GO): peroxisome
Molecular function (GO): delta(3)-delta(2)-enoyl-CoA isomerase activity; enoyl-CoA hydratase activity
Source: RefSeq, a predicted model, not a curated record
AUGACAAGCUACAAGCUCCCUGCAGACAGGCCCAUCCUGACCGUCUCAAGAGAUGCUCAAAAUUCAUGCAUAUGGAUCAUUGAAAUGCACAAUGGAGAGGAUAAUCGUCUCACGCAUGACCUGAUUAAUGGAGCUCUGAAGCCUGCUCUUGACAUGGUCGAGCGCGAGUGGCGGGAUGUGUGGCGUGCUGCCCAAGCCACCAACAAGCCGGGUUCGACUGGAUCUGCUACGCAAGGCUCCGCUGACGGUAGAGGUGCACUUAUAAUAAUCGGGAAACGGGAUCAAAACAAAUUUUUCAGUAAUGGACUUGACUUUGCGAAUGCUACCAAGGAUCCCAAUUUCUUUCCAGAUACUUACAAUACCCUAGUGUCUCGACUUCUUGCUUUCCCUAUCCCGAUUAUUGCGGCUAUCAACGGGCAUUGUUUCGCUGCGGGACUUGUCCUUGCGCUUGCAUGUGAUUAUAGGGUCAUGACAGAUGGAAAAGAGAGGCGUGCAUGGUGUUGCAUGAACGAAGUACAUUUUGGAGCCCCAUGGCCUCUCUCUCUGGCAACAGUUGCCCGUGCGAAAGUGUCUAAUGCUCGCACUCUUCGCAAGUUAGCCCUCGAAGGACAUCGUUUUACUCCUCAAGAAGCCCUUAAGGAGGGCAUAAUUGACGUUGUGGCGGACGGUAGCUCAACAGAAGCUGUUCUCGCUGCUGCCAAGGCUCUUGCUCUGGAAAGGGCUGAGAAUGCGAAGACAGGAGUGUGGGGUCUAAUAAAGAAGGAAAUCUAUAGGCAAACACUUAAGGAAGUCUCAAAAGACUACAGACAGAUUCAAGCCGUCCAUGCAGACUUGGCUGCCCGAGCACGACUCUGACUGAUUUCCCGACAUUGUUCCGUUUUAUAAUCAAAGCCUGUUUUCUUGGAUAGUGUUUCUACGUGUUCAUGUUUUCAGAAUGAAUAAUUCCGACAUCCGUAAGAGG